GGACAGCAGGCAUGCCGCUCUGAUUUUUUCCUGUUGCCUGGCUAGUGACCCCCUACAGGAAGAUAACGGAUAAGCCAGGAGGGCGGAGCAGCCUGCUACACAUGUCUGGCUGCUCUUAUCAACUUAUCAUAUAAGGAACGGAAAGUGAUUGAUUCGGAUACCCACACCAUAGAAUCUGGGCAGAGAAACAAAGAAACGUGAAAGCUGCUCGGUCAAGCUGAUGCAGCCCUCCCAAGUGAGCAGGACUGCUCUUCCCACGGCAGUCUGACAGUUUACUGCAUGUCCGGAGAGAAGCAGCACUAAAAACCAAGUUUGCUGCUGCAAGAGGAGGAACGAGGGGGCUUUCAUUGACAGACCCGGCCGUGGCAGCAUCGCCCCGCAUUUAGACGGCAGCUCAGGACCCCGGACUCGGACUCGCGUGUGUCUUGAAGUCUGCCCAGCUGGUGGCUUAUUAGCCGGAGAAAGAAAGCAUGUGGCGGAUUGUUUUCUUUACUCUGAGCUGUGAUCUUGUCUUGGCCACAGCCUACAACAACUUUCGGAAGAGUAUGGACAGCAUAGGAAAGAGGCAGUAUCAGGUCCAGCACGGGUCCUGCAGCUACACGUUCCUCCUGCCAGAGAUGGACAACUGCCGCUCUUCUUCCAGCCCCUACGUGUCCAAUGCCGUGCAGAGGGACGCGCCCCUCGACUACGACGACUCGGUGCAGAGGCUGCAAGCACUGGAGAAUAUCAUGGAGAACAACACUCAGUGGCUGAUGAAGCUUGAGAAUUAUAUACAAGACAACAUGAAAAAAGAAAUGGUAGAGAUACAACAGAAUGCAGUACAGAAUCAGACUGCUGUGAUGAUAGAGAUAGGCACAAGCCUGCUGAAUCAAACGGCAGAGCAAACACGGAAGCUAACUGACGUGGAAGCCCAAGUAUUAAAUAAGACAACAAGACUCGAGCUUCAGCUUCUGGAACAUUCCCUUUCUACAAACAAAUUGGAAAAACAGAUUUUGGAUCAAACCAGUGAAAUAAAUAAAUUGCAAGAUAAGAACAGUUUCCUAGAAAAGAAAGUGCUAGAUAUGGAAGACAAGCACACAGUUCAACUACUAUCGAUAAAAGAGGAGAAAGAUCAGCUACAGGUGUUAGUAUCCAAGCAACAUUCCAUCAUUGAAGAACUAGAAAAGCAAUUAGUGACUGCCACGGUGAAUAAUUCGGUUCUUCAAAAGCAGCAAAAUGAUCUGAUGGAGACAGUUCAUAAUUUAUUGACUAUGAUGUCAACAAAUUCAGCUAAGAACUCUUUUCCUGCUAAAGAAGAACAAAUCAUUUUCAGAGACUGUGCUGAAGUCUUCAAGGCAGGACAUACCACUAGCGGCAUCUACACGUUAACAUUUCCUAAUUCUACAGAAGAGAUAAAGGCUUACUGUGACCUGGAAACUGGUGGAGGCGGGUGGACAAUUAUUCAGCGACGGGAAGAUGGCAGUGUUGACUUUCAGAGGACUUGGAAAGAAUAUAAAGUGGGAUUUGGUAACCCUUCAGGAGAAUACUGGUUGGGAAAUGAGUUUGUUGCACAACUGACUAAUCAGCAGCGCUACAUGCUUAAGAUACACCUUAAAGACUGGGAAGGGAAUGAAGCCUACUCACUAUAUGAGCAUUUCUAUCUCUCAAGCGAAGAGCUCAAUUAUAGGAUUCACCUUAAAGGACUGACAGGGACAGCCGGCAAAAUAAGCAGCAUAAGCCAACCAGGAAAUGAUUUUAGCACAAAGGACGCAGACAACGACAAAUGUAUCUGCAAGUGCUCACAAAUGCUAACAGGAGGCUGGUGGUUUGAUGCAUGUGGUCCUUCCAACUUGAACGGAAUGUACUAUCCACAAAGGCAGAACACAAAUAAGUUCAACGGCAUUAAGUGGUACUACUGGAAAGGGUCGGGCUACUCGCUCAAGGCCACUACCAUGAUGAUCCGACCAGCAAGUUUCUAAAUGCCUGGGUAUACCGGAUGAAGAAUGUAUUGUGCUAUUUCAAAGACUUCAGCCCAAAGCACUGAAGGACACACUUGAGCAUGGUGUCCUCUUCCACCUCAGAGGGUAUGCUCUCAGGGGUUGGCAGGACUCACAGACUCCAAAUUAGGGCCCAUAAGCUUCAUCACUUAAACCUGUGUCACUUAACGGACCAAAGAAAACCCUCAACAUCUGGUAUAGUGAUGUGGUAGAACACCUACAUGAAGAUGAAUUCAAGGUUGAGAAUCAGACUGACGAUUUACAGACUCUGCUGUCACAACCAAGAAUGUUAUGUGUGAGUUUAUCAGUAAAUAACUGGAAAACAGAACACUUAUGUUAUACAGUACAGAUCAUCUGGGAACUGCAUUCUUCUGAGCACUGUUUAUAGACUGUGUAAAUAUCCAUAUGUCCUGAAUUCAGCAUCACUAUCACCAAUUAAAAGGAGGAAAAAAUUCUCUAAGCCAUAAAAUAUAUCUUCAGGGAUUUUCUGAGAAGUGUGUUAUUAACAGCUUAAUAUUUGAAAAAAGUUAGUGCAUUUUUAUCCCACCUCCUAGGUGCUUUAAAUUUUUAUUUUGAAAACAGCAUAUUUACACAUAUGUUGACAGCUUAGUUUUAAGUUAAUGCUCAAAUACAUAUUUCAAGUUUAUAUGGUGGAAACUUCCAAGAUCUCUGAAAUUACCAAAAGAAAUGUGUGCCAUUUUAGUUUAUAGGAAGAUUGUCUUUUUUUUUUCUGCCUGGCUGUUAAAUAUGGAGGUGUUUUUAGUAAUUAAAUAUAACUUAUUAGG
Messenger RNA from Carlito syrichta (Philippine tarsier), 2761 nucleotides. It is a transcript of the gene ANGPT2, whose product is annotated as angiopoietin 2. Gene Ontology annotation, molecular function: receptor tyrosine kinase binding. Bases 471 to 1958 code for a protein of 495 amino acids. The record is from RefSeq and is a predicted model, not a curated record. Gene Ontology annotation, biological process: angiogenesis; Tie signaling pathway. Lineage: Eukaryota; Metazoa; Chordata; Mammalia; Primates; Tarsiidae. The transcript has 9 exons.